GGGGAAAAGCUCUGUCCCUCUCAGCCUUAGAACCAAGGAGCUUCUGGGGGAACCUCCGCCAUGCAGCUGGUGGCCAGGCUCAUCACUGUUCUGCUGCUGGUGUGGAGCAUGAGAGCAUCCACCUUGCCCGGGGAGGAUAAGUUUUCUGUACAGAGCAGCAGGGAGCAAACCAAAGCCCGAAAAGGUCUGGUCCUGAAAAUGCUGGCAGAUCUACUGGACGGGGUGGACGUGGGCCGUGAUGGGAUGGCUUCCUCCGAUUCGGAAGACCUGCUCGAAAGCAAUCUGGAGGAAGAGCCCUCCGUGCUGGGGAGGUUGCCCCAGCUCACCCAGAGGGAUCGCAAAGCCCCCUGUAAAAACUUCUUCUGGAAAACGUUCACUGCCUGUUAACACCACCAGCACCAAGCACUCAUUCCCCAGCCUUCCCCUUGUCUUUGCUCUUGGAUGGGGGGGGGGGGCUCCGACUCUUCUCUCGCUGUGUAGGGUUGCCAACUUGAUGGCAGGGGUGGGUGGGAAUUCAUAGACCUGGCCUGCUCCUGUCUCUUUAACAGAGGUUUGAUCUGCAGCUCUUCCUCCUCCCCCCUAGUCCCUCUUUCCUUUUGUGCUAUGUAUUUAAGACUGUAAGCCUGAGGGCAGGGAUUGCCUUGUUUUAAUUAGUUGUAUGAAAGCUGUUCUUGGAAGCCUUCUUGGCUGGACAAUGGGGUACAAAUGCUCUAAAAAAUAACAAUGAUAAUAAAUUGUGUCCAACAUUAACUCCACCCGGAGUAGAUCUAAUUUGCACUUUCCAAAACAAUGUGUGACCCAAAACACUGUCGUCUUUCAAAAUUCGCA
Lacerta agilis (Sand lizard) is the source of this 828-nucleotide messenger RNA. Its product is annotated as somatostatin-2-like. Lineage: Eukaryota; Metazoa; Chordata; Lepidosauria; Squamata; Lacertidae. The record is from RefSeq and is a predicted model, not a curated record. Gene Ontology annotation, molecular function: hormone activity. The coding region runs from base 61 to 387 and encodes 108 amino acids. Gene Ontology annotation, biological process: regulation of cell migration. Gene Ontology annotation, cellular component: extracellular region. The transcript has 2 exons.